Messenger RNA from Grus americana (Whooping crane), 1210 nucleotides. Its product is annotated as transcription initiation factor TFIID subunit 4-like. The transcript is spliced from 4 exons. The record is from RefSeq and is a predicted model, not a curated record. The coding region runs from base 1 to 1122 and encodes 373 amino acids. NCBI's taxonomy places the organism in Eukaryota, Metazoa, Chordata, Aves, Gruiformes, Gruidae.
AUGCCCCGGGCAGCGGCCGGCGCCCUUCCCGCCCCUGCGGCACCGGCACCCGCUCGGCGCCGCUCCGGCCUCCAGGGCCGCCGCUGCCCGACACAAGCGGGGAGCAGCCGCCGGCACGGGAACCCGCUCCCACCCACGGCCCGGACCGGCACCCCCGACCCGGGACACGGCCCGCCCGGGCCCGCGUCUGACCGGGGGCUUGAACGGGAACCGGGGCCGGCCUCGCUGCGGAGCCCCUGCCCGCUCUCCCCGGCACACCGACAGCGGCUGCCGGGGCUACUGCAGCGGGGCCGCGACCCCUCGAGUCUCCCGGCAGCGGCCCCCGCGGCUGCGCGGGGCACAGGCUGGGCUCCGGGUCCCGGCAGCCAUGCCCUUGUCUCCCUCCCGGGCACGGAGCCGGGGCCCGGCGGGGCGGCGAAGCGCGCCGAGGGACCGGGAGCGGCAGCACCGAGCCCAGCUCCCGCCUGGCCCAGCUCCGCUCAGGGACGCUCCGGCUCGGCACCAGCUCGGCUCCAGCCCCGCGCUCGGCGCUUCGGCCCCGGCUCCGGCCCGGAGGCGUCUGCGCUCCCGGUGCUGGGCGCUGCGGGGAACAGAUGCUGCUGCUGCUGCUGCUGCUGCUUCCGACAGCUCCGGCUGAGGGGAACCCGGGCUGCUGCCCUCUCUGGCUCAGGAAAGCUCCGGCUUGUUCCAGCUCCGGCUGAUGGACGCUCCAGCCCCGCAUGGCUGCAGCUGCAGCUCCAGCCCCGUGUGAUUUCGGCUCCCGAUGCCGCCCGCUCCAGCUCCGGCUCCUCCACGCUCCGGCCGAUGGACGUCCCACCUCGUCCCACCCCUGCCCGCUCCGGCCGAGAGAGGCUCCUGCUCCUGACAGCCCCGGGGGCUUUUGUCCAGCUCCGGCCCUGCGUCAUUUUGGGCCCAGCCGAGACACCGGACGUUCCCGUUUCUCGCAGCUCCAGCCCUACAGCUCCUCCCAGCUCUGCCCAAUGGACGCUCGAGCCCUGCGUGAGCUCCUGCUGCUUCCAGCUCCAGGCGCCGGACGCUCGGCUGGUUCCCCUCCCGCUGAGGGGCCCCCAGCUCGGAGUCAGAGCUGCUCCCCAGCUCUGGGGGCUGGUGACGAGGUCGUAAAUCAAUCACUGUCAUCGCUCAAGUACCACCCCUGUCUGGCCCUUGAAUAAAGCCUCGGUGCCCCCAUUUUCGCCCAGAGACUAUCUCA